AUGAAGCAUCAUCUUCUUUGUACUUUUUCAUCUUUCCUACUUCUCUUCUUAUUCAGUUAUAUUCCUAUCACUGGCCAGUUCCCAUUUGGUAGCAGCAGCAAACAAGCUUAUGAUCAUUUAAAUGUCACCUGUAUUGAAAGUGAGCGGCGUGUCCUUCUUCAACUCAAACAUGGGUUGAAAGAUGAAUCAAAUCGUCUGUUAUCUUGGAUCGGAGAAGGAUGUUGUUCAUGGGAAGGCAUUAGUUGCCAUAAAAUCACUGGUAGUGUUUUGAAACUUGAUCUGCGCAAUACGGUGCCACUCUAUUCUGAUGGUGAUUAUCAGUGCACAAAUUGCUUGGGAGGCCAAUUAAGUCCAUCUCUGGUCAAUUUGACCAAUUUGCGAUACUUGGACAUGAGCUCAAAUAAUUUUUCAGGAAUCCAAGUUCCUGCAUUCUUGGGAUUGUUGAAAAACUUGAGAUACCUCAAUCUCUCACAUGCAGGAUUUGAUGGUGAAAUUCCCCACCAUUUAGGAAACCUCUCGCAUAUACGGUAUUUGGAUCUUGGGUGGAAUUCAUUGAGCACUAAGGAUCUCGGGUGGGUUGCUGGGCUCUCUUCUCUAGAAGGCCUAGUCCUGUCCAAAUUGAACCUUACAGCCGCUCAAGAUGGGUUACAGUCCAUUAACAUGCUUCCUUCACUAACAAUACUAGACUUGAAUUAUUGUGGUCUUUUCAUCCAUCCUCAUCUUUCACAUGUCAAUUUCACAUCUCUUGUUUUCCUUGAUCUCAGUGAAAAUAAUUUCAACAACUACACGGUCCCUCCUUGGCUCCAUAAUCUUACUGGCCUCCAUGAUUUUCGUCUUGGUCAUAAUAAUCUUUCUGAUCCAAUUCAUGGCCUGUUUGAUCAAAUGACCUCUCUAGUUCAUUGUGAUCUAUCUUCAAACCGCUUUGAUGUUUCAACGUUAAAAUCACUUUGUAAUGCAAGCAGUCUUACUUAUUUGGAUCUGAGUCGUAAUCAUUUGCAAGGGUCAAUACCAAGUGAAAUAGGCCAACUUAUAAAUCUUACUUAUUUGGAUCUGAGUGGGAAUAAUUUGCAAGGGUCAAUACCAAGUGAAAUAGGUCAGCUUUCAAAAUUAACAAACCUAUCAUUGUCUGGUAACAGCUUAAAUGGUACCAUACCGACCAAUCUUGGGCAGCUGACGAAGCUACAAGAUUUUGACAUUGGUUACAAUUCAUUAACUGGUGUCCUAUCUGAAGACCAUUUUUCGAAACUCCGAGAGCUAAAGUCACUGGACCUAUCUGGAAGCUCGCUCGCUCUGAACGUGAGCUCCUCGUGGGUUCCUCCUUUUCAACUCCGACGAAUUUGGAUGGGAUCCAUGAUUGUGGGACCCAGGUUUCCAGCUUGGCUUCGGACGCAGAAGGAGGUUGAGUGGUUAGACAUGCGGAACGCGAGCAUUUCAGAUGCCAUACCCAGCUGGUUUCAAGUGGUUUGUGAUGAUAUUAUGAUAUUAGAUCUCUCCAGCAAUAAACUAACUGGAAAUCCUUUGGAGUUCAAACAAUUGAAGCAUACAGCAAGACAUAUUCCGCAGCUUGAAGUUGGUCAAACUUCGGUUGUGUAUGCGCUGGGGUCUCUCUUUCUGAAUGAUAACCGUUUCACAGGUACUAUCCCUGAAGACUUGUGCAAGUUGGAAUAUUUAGAAUUUCUGGAUCUAUCCAACAAUCUUCUGUCCGGAAGAGUUCCUCUGUGUCUAGGAAACUUGCGAGACCUGCAGUUCCUAUUCUUGGCAAAUAACAGUCUAUCCGGCCAAAUUCCGAGUUCACUGGGUAACUUGCGGAGACUUUCUACUCUGCAUUUGAACGGAAAUAAAUUCGUUGGGAAGCUCCCUACCUCAAUGCAGCAUCUGAAAAAUUUGCAAAUGCUUGAUCUCGGUGACAAUGGACUGAAGGACAUUAUGCCAGCUUGGAUUGGGGAAAGUUUAUCAAAUUUAAGGUUUCUAAGAUUUCAGUCAAAUAACUUCCAUGGACCUAUUGCCGAUACACUCUGCCAACUCUCACUUCUUCAAGUGCUAAACUUAGCACAUAAUAACUUGAGUGGAUUUAUUCCUCACUGCUUUAAUAACAUUACUGCCUUAAUGGUAUCAGGGCUAUAUGGAGGUUUCGCCAUUGAGGCACAAGCAAGCCUUCAAGACAUUAAGGGAGGAAGAGAAUCUGAGUACCUUCAAGGAAGCCUUCCGCUUGUUAAAUCCAUAAGCCUCUCAGCAAAUAAUUUAGUUGGCGAGAUCCCUGAUGGGGUAAUGGAACUGGUUCAAUUGCAAGUUUUGAAUCUUUCACAGAAUCAUUUGACCGGAAGGAUCCCGGAUAAGAUUGGCAACUUGAAGCAACUUGAAACACUGGAUCUAUCAAUGAAUGCACUCUUCGGUACAAUCCCCGAAAGCUUAUCUGAUUUGUACUCAUUGAACUCUCUGAAUUUGUCACACAAUAAACUUUCAGGGCCAAUACCAUCAGGAAAUCAACUUCAGACCUUGACCGAUCCAUCCAUCUAUGAAGGAAACAGUGGACUCUGUGGCAAACCGCUCCCAAACAACUGCUGGGAACACAAAUUGCCUACCAAAAAUGGGCCUAUUGAUGAUGAUGAAGGCCACGGCGAGUCUGAUUGGUCUUGGUUUUAUGCAGGAAUAGGACCGGGUUUUGCUGUCGGGCUCUUGGGAGUUCUGGGAAUCCUUCUCUUCAAGAAGUCAUGGCGCUAUGCAUACUUCAAGUUUAUAGAAAAUGUCUGUGACAAAAUCUGGGUAAAGAGUACUCGCCCGAGGAGGAAUUUCCGUUGA
Messenger RNA from Coffea eugenioides, 2799 nucleotides. Its product is annotated as receptor-like protein EIX2. The coding region runs from base 1 to 2799 and encodes 932 amino acids. The transcript is spliced from 2 exons. Gene Ontology annotation, molecular function: protein binding. Lineage: Eukaryota; Viridiplantae; Streptophyta; Magnoliopsida; Gentianales; Rubiaceae. The record is from RefSeq and is a predicted model, not a curated record.